ACCUUCCACUGAAGCUAGAAAGGUAGUCGAUGGGCUGCAAAGCAGUCGCUCGCUGACUGCCUUCCAAGGGUCGAGAUGUCUCAGUGGCGCUCCUUUGCCCUGGACUCCUCGCGGUUGUUGGAGUUGCAGGCAUCGCUCCUGCAGAAGUACAUUGGUCAGCAUGAAGCCGAGGGGCCUGUGGCUGAAGCCACGAAGGACGUGGCCACAGCUGUGGAACAGGUCUGUGAGACCCUCCAGAGCCUGCAGCUGCAACUGGAGCGCGCUGAUCGUGAGAAUUUUCCUGCAGUGCCGGUGGAGCAGCACGAGCCACUGCCAAGAACGACGCCCAGCGAGGCUCGGCGCUACUCGCAGAACUCCGCGAACUCUGAGGAUGGCCUUGAUGCUAGCUGCGUCAGCCAGCUGUCAAUGGGUGCUCAGAGUCAGGCCGCGGUGUCUGCUGUUCACAGCGCCGGGCAGGAGAGCAUGGCCAGCAUUGCGGAGAGCGUGGUGGAGAGUCUUCCCAGCGACUGGGAAAGUAAGUCAGAGCUGUGUCCUUCCGGCGUGCUCAGUCCCCACUGGUGGGGCAAGCUGGUUUGGGACUUUUUGGUGAUGUUCUUGGUGCUGAUGGAUGCCACGGUCCUUCCCUUUCAGCUCACCUUCAAGACCAACGCGGAAGAAGAUGAUUUCGACGAAGCCUGGCUCUGGAUCACGACCCUGAUUUUUGCAUUCGAUGUGGUGCUCUCGUUCAACACGGGUGUAGAGGCGACGGAGAAAGAUGUGCACAUGGCACCAGGAACACUCAUCACGCAGCGCCGAGUGAUUGCCAAGAAGUACCUGCGCGGCUGGUUUGCCAUUGACUUCGGGAGUACCGUUCCCUGGUCGCAGAUCGCUGAGCUCCUGACGGCCGGAGAGGACUCGGGUUCCACCCAGCUGACCCGCCUGACCAAAGUGGUGAAGUUCGUGCGGCUGCUGCGGCUGAUGCGCAUGCUGCGCUUGGCCAAGCUGGGAGCGAUCUGGGAGCGCAUCGAGGUCCGCAUCGGCUCCAUCUUUUUCGUGCAGUGCGUGGCUCUCAUCCGUGUUCUUUUGGUGGUGAUCGGGAUUUGCCAUUGGAACGCCUGCAUUUUCUGGCUCAUCGGCUUGCCACGGAACUUGUUCACGGAGCUGAUGAGCGACAAUUCGCAAGCGGAGUACUUCAACUCGCCCCACUGGACGACCGUGUGGCGCGUCACUGAGGCCCAGGCAGAUGCUUGGCGAUGGAUUGAUCGCCCGAUGCCCGAGAAGUAUGUCUUUUGUUUCUACUGGACCCUGGGCGUGAUGCGCACGAUGCCCGCGGAAGUGACGCCGGUCAACUUGCCGGAGAGGCUCUUCGUCCUGAUCUUCAUGUUCUUCGCGCUCUCCGCUUUUGCGAUAUGCGUGUCCCUGAUCACGCAGGCGUUCUUUAAGAUUUCUGAUCGGCGACGAGCGUUCAACGAGGAGCUGGCAGCAGUGAGGAUGCACCUGCAGAAGACAUAUGUGGAGGAGCAGAUUCAGCUCAAGGUGAAGUCGUACCUCAGGUACAUUUUCGACCGUCGCCGAAUUCAAGCAAAGGAAGCGUCACUGAUGAACAUCCUGCCGGAACAGCUGAAGUUGGCCAUUCGCAGAUCUCAGAUCCGCACCCAUUUGGACAAGAUCCCAUUGAUGCGUGAACUGGAGCGUGACAGUCUUGAAAAGGUCAUCGACUCUAUCGAGACCUUCGACCUCAUGCAGGGAGAUGAAGUGAACUGUGCAGGCUCCGUGGCCGAAGCCGCUUGGGUGCUGGUCUCUGGGCGGCUUCGGGUCACCAAGCGCAUCGUGGCACCGCUUGUGGAUGACAGUGACCUCGACGUUGCGCCCUUGACUGUGGAUGAGCAUUGCUUGGAGGAGGAAGGCCCAGUGCUGUCCAGGUACACGGCCAUCGCGGCCGAGAGUUCAGAGCUGCUUAAAAUCACAAAGGAUACCUUCUUCCAGUCCAUCUCGGUGUCCCGAAGGAAGAGCAUCACUUUGCGGGGCACGGCCUUGUACUACGUGAAGAAGUCGACCUCCCAAACUUCCGUGCCUGACAGCAUCGGCCGACGAAGGUCUGUUACCGGCGUCACCGCGGCGGUGCAAGCCGCCGCUGUGAUUUCUUCGUCUUAGCGUCGACCUGCAUGCUUGGUCAGUUGAUGUGUGUAUAUUUCCCGCACAUGUCACUGGCCUCGGAUUGCCCGUGGGAAAGUGGAACUUCACUGCUAAAAUGUCCG
Molecule: messenger RNA, 2237 nt
Organism: Effrenium voratum
Lineage: Eukaryota; Dinophyceae; Suessiales; Symbiodiniaceae
Source: the annotation of a GenBank genome assembly